Messenger RNA from Capsella rubella, 1356 nucleotides. Its product is annotated as agamous-like MADS-box protein AGL75. Gene Ontology annotation, biological process: positive regulation of transcription by RNA polymerase II. Gene Ontology annotation, molecular function: protein dimerization activity; cis-regulatory region sequence-specific DNA binding; DNA-binding transcription factor activity, RNA polymerase II-specific. The coding region runs from base 1 to 1356 and encodes 451 amino acids. NCBI's taxonomy places the organism in Eukaryota, Viridiplantae, Streptophyta, Magnoliopsida, Brassicales, Brassicaceae. The record is from RefSeq and is a predicted model, not a curated record. The transcript is spliced from 2 exons.
AUGCGACCUUUACCUUCUUCCUCUUCUUGUUCCAAGUCGUCUUCUUCUUCUUCCCUCGCUUCCACAAGUUUGAGCAACAGACUUGAGACCAUCUUCACCAUUCUCUGUGACAUUGAGGUCUGCGUCAUCCAAGAUGGACCAGACGGAGAACUUCAGACAUGGCCUAAGGAGAAAUCGAAAGUGAGAGACAUGGCUCUGAGUUUCUCUCUGAUCACUUUCAUACUUCGUUCAUUCUCCGAGAUCAACAAGAGAAUCACCAUGCGAUCUUUAUCUUCUUCCUCAUCUUUACCUUCUUCCUCUUCUUGUUCUAAUUCUUCUUCUUCUUCGACACGUUUGAGCAACAGACUUGAGACGAUCUUCAAGAAAGCUUCUCAGCUUUCCAUUCUCUGUGACAUUGAGGUUUGCGUCAUCCAUUACGGAACAGGAGGAGAGCUUCAGACAUGGCCUAAGGAGAGAGAGAAAGUGAGAGACAUGGCUCUGAAGUAUAGUCAACUAAACGAAACCUUGAGACGCAAGAAAAGAGUUGAUCUUCAUGGGUUCUUGAACGAGCAAAAGCACAAGGGUUUGGAGAAUCUGAACCAGAAGAGGAUGACGACCAGUCUUGAGAAGAAGCCGGUGGAUGUGUUAAAGUAUCCAAUCUCUGAUCAUUACUCUCCCAACAAAAUCUCCAAACUGAUUCAGUCCUUAGAACUCAAUGUCUCUAAACUCCAAGAAAGGCUUCGCUUUGUUGACUCGCAGAAACUUCAGAGUUUAGCACCAUCCUCUCUGAAUCAUCAGACCCAAUCUUUGAACCCUAGCCAGUUCUCGCUGUUCAUGUAUAACCAUGGAAGUAAUACUCUCUCUCAGAUCCCAGUCUCUGUAUCAAAUCUCAAUCAGGAUUUCACAGCGUUACUUCAAGAAUCUCAGUUGAAGAAUCAGUUAAUGAAGCAAGAGCUCUGUGAUUAUGAUCAGAACAUAAACAUGAGUGACAUGUACAUCACCAACAACAGUUUUCAACAUCCUUGCGUCUCAAACAAAGAAACAGUACAAGAAUCUGUGAAUAACUUUGGGUCGAUGAAUCAGCUGAUGCAGAAGGAGUGUAAUGGUGGGGAUAAAAACUUGUUUACGAGUGAUAUUACCAACAGCAACCUUCCAGAUCAUAGUCUCUCAAACACAGUUUCAUAUGAGUUCUGUUCUGACACUUGUGGUAAUAACAUGGUCGGUAACACUAGCUUCUCUCAAGAUAUUAUAGAUAUGUCUUCAAGCUAUGAUUUUAACUUUGAUGAGAUGAGUCUACUUCAAACGACAUCAACUCUGCCAUCUCUCUCCACCAUUCCUGACAGCUACCUUCUUUCCAACAACUCGAGCUUUCUAUGA